This is a messenger RNA of Phaeoacremonium minimum UCRPA7, 495 nucleotides long. RefSeq names its product putative thermoresistant gluconokinase protein. Gene Ontology annotation, molecular function: gluconokinase activity. The transcript has a single exon. The record is from RefSeq and is a predicted model, not a curated record. Gene Ontology annotation, cellular component: cytoplasm. The coding region runs from base 1 to 495 and encodes 164 amino acids. NCBI's taxonomy places the organism in Eukaryota, Fungi, Ascomycota, Sordariomycetes, Togniniales, Togniniaceae.
AUGAAGUAUACCUACCACCCCCUUUUCCCCAAUGCCAAUGCAUUUACUGACAUCGCCAAGUUCCACCCCCCUGCGAACAUCGAGAAGAUGAGCAAUGGCAUUCCCCUUACAGACGCUGACCGUUGGGAUUGGCUCACUGCCCUACGAGAAGAAUCCCUCCGUCAACUCGAGGCCGGCAACAAUGGCGUGGUUCUGACCUGCUCUGCACUCAAGCGCAAGUACAGAGACGUCAUUCGAGUGGCCCCCUAUUUCUCGCCGGACCUGCAACUCCACUUCAUCUAUCUUCACGCUCCAGAAGAGGUUCUCCUGAAGAGAGUUACGGCUCGGCAAGGUCACUACAUGGGCGCAAACAUGGUGCACAGCCAGUUCGACAUCCUCGAGCCGCCCACCGAGGAAGAAGUCGACGUGAUCAGCAUCGACGUCAGCCAGUCAAUAGACGAUGUGAACAAGGAGGCUCUGUCAAAGGCACUUGAGAAGAUGGAACAGGACCAGUAA